UUUCUCAAAAGAAGAGGGCGAAAAACUAAGAAAAAACGGAAAGACUCUGUAGACUACUGCUCCGAGAUUGCAUCGCUUUGCCGAGAGAGCUCUCCAAUGGCUUCUUCGCAGCUCCUUCAGCUUCGGCAGCUCGCUGCUCUCAGAUUUCGCUCCGAUUCCGCCGUGGCCAUGUUCCCCUCCGCCUUUCCUAUCCCUCCUCUUCAGCUCAAAACCUUGCCUUUCUCUUCCCUCUCUGGGCCUUUCAAUGCCGCCGGACCCAAUAAAAUGCCGCUCCCUCUGACUACCCGCCGGCCGCUUCUCCGGUUCCCCUGUCGACUGAGUGGCUCCGGCCCAGAUAUCAUAUCACAGCUGGAGCUGGGGAAGCCAGACGAAAAGCCGGUGAAGCGUGUGAACGGAAUAUUCUGGAUAAUCCUCCUCAAUCUUGGGAUCUAUGUUGCAGAUCACUUGUUUCAGGUCCAGGGCAUUAAAAGCUUGUAUUUGUAUCACAAUUGGCCUGCUUGGUACCAGUUUCUUACAGCAACAUUCUGCCAUGCUGACUGGAACCAUCUUUCCAGCAAUCUCUUCUUCUUGUAUAUCUUUGGUAAACUUGUUGAAGAGGAGGAAGGGAACUUUGCUCUCUGGUUUUGUUAUAUUAUAACUGGUGCUGGGGCGAACCUUGUUUCAUGGCUUCUUCUUCCCAGAAAUUCGGUUUCUGUUGGAGCUUCUGGUGCUGUUUUCGGAUUGUUUGCUAUCAGCAUCCUCGUAAAAAUGUCAUGGGAUUGGAGGAAGAUCCUCGAAGUGCUUAUUUUGGGCCAAUUUGUUAUCAAAAGGAGUUCAGAGUAAGUGGAAUUAUCAGUACUCUUCUUGGCUAUUGAUAGGUGAUGGAAGCAGCUCAAGCUUCGACUGCAAUGCCUGCCUCUUUCCGUGGAAACUACUCCCUGCAGAGCAUCAAUCACGUUGCCCAUCUCUCUGGUGCUCUGAUUGGUGUCCUCCUAGUUUGGCUCGUUAGUAAAGUUCCUUCUGAACCUCGAGAGCAAGAUAAGUCGAUCUCGCACAGGAAAACAGAUGGGAAGUUUUGAACAGCUUCUAUCUUCUUUCUUGCCUUGCCCUAUAUUGUAUAACACAUGUCAGAGAAGUCAGUUCGUCCUGAUAUCGAGGAAUUUAGUGUAUCCAUUGAAAGGAAUCUGGAGAUGGAUUUUAUGCUAGUGUGCAUUAAUAUAUCGAUGCAGUUAAGCAACGACCGAGUGUGUAUGAAGCAUGGGUUACGUAGCGUAAGUAACUUAUGCUACGUAAUCCGUGCUUAUUGGUUGUUCUGUUUAAACUGGGUUAGUUUUUGUCAACUCUAAAAAGUCUUCAUGAAUAUUAGGCAAAGUGCAUGUGCGGUGCCGUGGGACUGAAACUUUUCGGUCCAACAUUAUUGGAAUCGAAAUUUAUGUAAUGCACAAUAUACUA
Molecule: messenger RNA, 1431 nt
Organism: Punica granatum (pomegranate)
Lineage: Eukaryota; Viridiplantae; Streptophyta; Magnoliopsida; Myrtales; Lythraceae
Source: RefSeq, a predicted model, not a curated record